AUGGAAGUGCUGUUGGUCAGGAGCUUUGUUGAGUUCAGUGGAGUAUCCAAGGCAAUGUUCAUUUUCUUUUUUCUUCCAAUUUUCUUGACUGAGGAUUACAGAGCUCCUCCUAUUGUCUCUAAUACAACUUAUGUCUUAGCCUGGAAUGGCCCAAAUGAUGUAUGUUUCUAUAAAUAUAAGAUUUCUGUGGAUGUGAGCAUCUUUUCAUUAAUAGGAAACCCCAGAUUCGGUGUCACAGGUCAAAAUGUUACCUUACUUUACGUUGAUAACAUUGGUGAGUUUCCCUACCUAAACUUAGUAACAAAAGAGGAAAAAUACGGAGUAAUUCCUCAGUCGGGAGAUCUAAAUGCACACUUGCAGAAGGCCGAGAGUGAUAUUAUCCGUCACUUCCCAGAAGAUAGGUUGGGCUUGGCUGUGAUAGACUUAGAAGAGUGGAAACCUAUCUGGAUAAGGAACAGGGGUGAUAGAAUGGCUUACCGGAAGAAAUCAAUUGACUUGGUUAAGAAGGUUCACCCAACCUUUACUGAGGCGGAUGCCGAGAUUGUAGCCAAAAAAAAAUUUGAAUACGCAGCAAAGAAUUAUAUGCUGAAGACUUUGCAGUUAGCUCAGAGACUUCGACCAAAAAAUUAUUGGGGUUAUCACAAUUUCCCUGAUUGUUACAACUAUUAUUAUCGUGACGAUCCCUACAGUGGAAGUUGCCCUGAAAUUGAGAAGAAAAGAAAUAAUGAGCUCGACUGGUUAUGGAAUGAAACCACUGCCCUUUACCCAUCCAUUUAUUUGAGUUCAAUUUUAAGGGAUAGUCAAAAGGCUGCACUCUAUUCCCGAAAUCGCAUUAACGAAGCCCUACGGAUUUCUAAAGUACGCAACAGAGAUAAUCCACUUCCGGUUUUUGUAUACAUGCGUUCAGUUUAUAUGGAUAAUAGCACACUAUUUCUUUCUGAGACUGACCUUGUGCAUACAAUUGGUGAAACUCUGGCUCUUGGGGCCUCAGGAAUUGUUAUAUGGGGAAGCUACGCGAUAGCCCAAACUGAGGUUGCUUGCAGAAAUCUAAAAACUUUUGAGAGAGAGACACUGAGUCCUUACUUAAUCAACGUCACUCUAGCAGCUAAAAUGUGUCACCAAGCACUCUGCCAAGAUCGAGGAUUCUGUACGAGGAAAGACUGGAAUUCAAAUGACUACCUUCACCUGAACCCGAAGAAUUUUGUUAUUAAGUUUGCAUACUGUGACAAGUUCAUAGUAUAUGGGGAGCCCUCAAUUGAAGACCUACAGCAGUUUUCUGACAAAUUUGAUUGCACCUGUUUUGCCAAUGUCACUUGUAAGAAGAAUGAUGCAGUAGAAAAUGUUAAUAACAUAAGGGUCUGCAUUAAUGAGGAAAUUUGCAUAUCAGCCUUUGUAGACCCAGGAGGAAGACGUAAAAGUACCACGAAACCCAAAACCACCGCCACAGAUAUUGCCACAACAGCCAUCACCAUACCCGCUGCCAUAACCACCACCACAACCAAGACCACACCCAUCAACACACCCGCUGCCAUAACCACCACCACAGCCAUCCCCAGAUCCCCCAUCAUUGGCGCCACCACAGCUGCCACCACAGCCAUCACCACACCUGCCACCACCACAUCCACCACUAAGAGAAAAAGGAUUUUCUAG
Sorex araneus (European shrew) is the source of this 1650-nucleotide messenger RNA. RefSeq names its product hyaluronidase PH-20-like. Gene Ontology annotation, molecular function: hyalurononglucosaminidase activity. The transcript has 3 exons. Bases 1 to 1650 code for a protein of 549 amino acids. Gene Ontology annotation, biological process: carbohydrate metabolic process; hyaluronan catabolic process. Gene Ontology annotation, cellular component: acrosomal vesicle. NCBI's taxonomy places the organism in Eukaryota, Metazoa, Chordata, Mammalia, Eulipotyphla, Soricidae. The record is from RefSeq and is a predicted model, not a curated record.